CUCCUGCGACACUGGCCGCCUCGGCGCACGCAGCAUCAGCACCACCGCCAACAGAGGCCACCCCCCUUACAAUCUUAGAUUUGCAGGCGUUCCUGGCCUUUACUACCACCUGUUCGACGCCUUCAGCCCUUUUCUCCACUACUGGUUCCCCCUCCGCCUGAACCUAUGCAAGGCCCUCUUCUUCAGGCCUGUCUCAUGUUGCGUUCCAUCAUCCUCGCUGCAUCGUCGCCCCCAAAGGGCCUCUGUUAAUGCGCUGUUUGGCUUCAAACAUGUCGUCUCUUUUCGGCCGAGGUGCCGUUUCUGCUUGCCUCUGGAAUUGAUUCCAACGGGUCAUCUCAUCUUGCCGCUUUUGGCUUGCUUGCCCCUCCCCCUCCCCUCGCUGGUGCUUUCAUGCUCACCCCGGCCAGCCUCGCAUCGAUUGUUUUGUGUUCGUGGAGUCUCCUCCUGUAUGGUAUUUGCAGCGCUUGCGGAACAAAAUGACCCCUGCUACUUGUUUCCCAGACGGUGCCGGUUUUGCCGUUGCAUGAAGCUGUCAACCCGAGUCGUCGAGGAUUAUAAGACGCCGGCCCGCCUAUCCAAACAAUCCCGUCUUAGUUCUUGUUUUCUCUCUAUUCCAUCAACACUUCUUUCGCUCACUGGCUUUCUUCGGCAAGCCUUUGUUUACUUUCCUUUCUUUCCUUUUUUCUUUUCACUCCGUGUCUGUGACAUCAGCUGCAUUUCUCUCCUUUAGCACUCGUCACUUUUUAUUCGGUCUGGUACCUCUGAAAGUUGACUGUCUUUUUUUUAUUUACUAUCACGACUAUCUUUUGCUACCUUUGUAAAACGGAUACAUUCAUUCAAAAUGCAAAUCAAGGCUGUUCUUAUCGCUCUUGUGAGCGCCGCCGUCAUCACUGAGGCCGCCAACAUCCGCUCGCCCAUGGCCAACACCAUUGCCGCCCGACAAAACAGAAACCGAAAUGGAAACAACAAUGGCGGCAAGAAGGCUGCUGAGAAUAAGGGUGGAAACAAUGGCCAAAACAACGGCCAAAACAACAACGGCAACAACGGCAACAACGGUAACAACGGUAACAACGGUGCCGGAGCCGCCCUCAGUGCCAACUUGAUCCAGAAGGGCUCUGCUCAGGAUGGCCAGAACCCAGGAAAGGACGGACAAGUUCCCUCCAAGACUGACAAGGAGAACUUUAUCAACUUCUGCAAGGGCAGAACUCUCACCAAUGGUGCUCAGGUUCUCGCCGGAUCCUGCAACGGUAUUCCCAUGGGUAACAUUCCUUCCACCAAGAAAAUGGUUUCUAGCGUCUUUGUCAAUCCCAAGAAUGGCGAUGUUAUCAAGCCCAAGACCGACUUCCAGAUCUCUGUCCAGAUGAUCAACUUCGCUCCAGGCUCAUUCACCAAUGCUACCAGCACCUACUACUCUGCCCCUCAGGAUCUUGAUGGUCAGGGCAACAUUAUUGGCCACACUCACGUUACCGUCCAGGAUACUGGUCGUACCCUCAACCCCUCCCAACCCCUCGAUCCUACACAGUUUGCCUUCUUCAAGGGCAUCAACGACGCGGGCAAUGGCAGAAACCUGCUUUCCGCCAAGGUCACCGGUGGUCUUCCUCCCGGCAAUUACCGUGUCUGCACCAUGGCCGCUGCUGCCAACCAUCAGCCUGUCCUGAUGCCUGUUGCCCAGCGUGGUGCCCAGGAUGACUGCGUCCGCUUCGUCGUUUCUGACAACGCCAAUGCUGGUAACAACAACGGCAACAACGCUAACAACGGCAACAAUGCUAACAACGGCAACAAUGCUAACAACGGCAACAACAACAACAACAACAACAACAACAACGGUCAAAAUGGCCAGAACGGCCAGAACGGCCAGAAUGGUCAGAAAGGACAAAACGGCCAGAAUGGUCAAAAGGGUCAGAACGGCCAGAAUGGUCAGAAUGGUCAGAACGGUCAGAACGGUCAAAAGGGUCAGAAUGGACAAAAGGGACAAAACGGUCAGAAUGGACAGAAUGGACAAAACGGUCAGAAUGGACAGAAUGGACAAAAGGGACAAAACGGUCAGAAUGGCCAGAAUGGACAAAAGGGCCAGACCGUUCAGAAUGGCCAGAAGGCCAAGGACACCAACAAUGGCAAGCAAGAUGGCAAGAAGGCUACCAAGGGUGGCAAGAAGGGCGGUGCCAAGAUCAACGCCCUCGGCGGCAUGCAAGCCCCCGACGUGACGGAGAACAAGAACAACCAGCGCCCCUACAGUGUUAACGGUUCCGACUUCACCACGAAGGAGGCUGCCAACCGCCGCGCUUGCGAGGUCCAGCGCGCCGAAUGCAACCAGGGCAUGUCUAGCGGCAAGAUGCAAGGCACUCAAGACGACUGCACCGAGCAGAUGGACACCUGCAUGAGCGACAUGGCCCAGGCGUAAAGCCUAGGAAUCACACCUGCACAAUAUUGACAUGGUUUCAUAGUUUUACGGGGCUCUUUCAUUUUCUGUCACGGCGUUAAUUGUCCAUUUUUUUGUCCCUUCUUCUUUCCACAUUCUGUCUUUUUUUUCAUUCUCGUCACGGGUAACCGGCUUGGGGUGGUGAUGACCGAUGCAGCAAGGCAUUAGAACGCGGUUAGCACUGCGUUUAGAUUUUAGAAAUCGGAUUUCUCCAUCCAUCUUCAAUUUCCAUGAUUAGUCUUCCAGUAGCAUGGCAUCAAACGGAUUGUGCUUUUUGCACGCCGUGGCUCUUAAAUUGAAACAUCCCCUUCACACAUUUCUGAGACAGGUACAGUCGCAAGUCCCCG
[Torrubiella] hemipterigena is the source of this 2766-nucleotide messenger RNA. NCBI's taxonomy places the organism in Eukaryota, Fungi, Ascomycota, Sordariomycetes, Hypocreales, Clavicipitaceae. The record is from the annotation of a GenBank genome assembly.